GAUUAUUACCCACCAAAAAAGCGCCCUAAAAUAAUCAAAGCUCAGGAUGUGUCGAGUAUGACAUGGAGUGAUAAAUCAGAGGCAUUCCAAAGCGUUUUAGAUGAACCUCCCAUAAUAAUCAACAAUUUUGUGACUUCGGGUACUUUCGUCGAUAAAUCUCUUUUUAUAAUGGAAUUCAUGAUCUUUGGAAAACGGUCCAAUCUGAUUAUUCGCCCUCGUCGGUUUGGAAAAUCAACCAAUCUUUCUAUGCUUGAAACUUUCCUUUCAACGGAUUAUCCUCCAUUAAAUUAUGUACCAGAUGUAAAAACAUUGUUGUUUGGGAAUUUAAAAGUUGCUAGAUUCGAAUGGUUUGCUAAGUUGUACUACAAACAGUGGCCCGUAAUUCACAUUAGCUUCAAGGAUCUUCGCAGUAAAUCCUGGGAAAUAAUGCAAGAAGACAUAAAGGAAAGAAUUUCAGUUCUAUACGAAGAACAUAAAUAUCUUAUUGACUCUUUCUCUCUUCCAGAGGAUAUGAAUAUGAAAGAUAAUUUUAUUAAAGUACUCAGAAAAGAAACAAAAGAUAGUGCAUCUUGGACAUAUGCUCUUUCUAAUUUAGCACGUUAUCUUAACAAGUGCUUUGGAAAGAGUUCCAUUAUUCUAAUCGAUGAAUACGACUGGCCUAUGGAAAAUGCAAGAGGAUUUUAUGAUAAUGUUCACGAUUUUUUUAAAACGAUGUACUCAAGUGUAGCUAAGGAAAAUACUUACGUGGAUAAGGUCCUGUUUGUUGGGACUCUCCCACUAGGACAAACAAGCUUUCUUUCCGGAUUUAACAAUGUAGUGGUCUAUCCAAUGCAUGAAAAACCAAGCUGUUCUGGCCGUGCUAUUUUCUCUGAUACAUUUGGAUUCACCGAAAAUGAAAUUAAGUAUUUGCUAGAAGAAAAAAAACAAAAUGAAAAACUUGAUGAACUACGCCUUUACUAUAAUGUAUACCGAACGAGCACUGUAGUUUAUAUUUACAACCCACAUUCAGUAAUAUCGUUUCUAGACAAAGAUGAAAUUGAUAAUUAUUGGAUCUAUAGCGGUUCUACAAAUACACUUAAUAUAAUCCAUUCCCAUUCCUUCUGUAAGGAUAAAGAUGUGGUUGAGUCUGUAGGUCAAGAUGAGUCUGUAGUAAGUCUAGAUGUGGAAUUAAUGCCAUAUCUCCGAUACAAUGACCUUGAUACGAAGCCAGAGAUAAACUCAUUAUGUACUUUAUUAUACUAUAGUGGUUACUUGACUAUGGUUCCAGGAUCUUUGGUUGGUCAUACUGUGAAAAAUGUUAAACUAGUAAUCCCAAAUAGAGAGGUAGCAUGCCAAUGGAUUUUGUGGAUUUUUGAGGUUAUCGGUAUGGAAUAUGCGAAGACAAACGAAAUAUACGAAUCAUUGUUUAAAAAAGAUAUUGCUACAUUUUGUAUCAAAUUUCCAUCGCUUUAUAUGGAGGUAGUGUCUUGUUUUGAUAUUGCUGAUCUCAAAAGAGGUAAAUUAUAUGAAACCUGGUACCAUAUAUUUGUUCUCGGAGCACUCGCUAUGUAUCAUGGUGUUGAAUACCGGGUUGAAUCUAAUCUCGAAGCUGGGGUUGGCCGUCCAGAUGUCCGAAUCAUUCCAAUUAUCCAAAAUAAAACCGUUAGCAUAACGUAUGAAUUUAAGCGUUCUGAUGUUGUAGACUUCCUUAUAAUGAAACAAGACACCACAGAUGCACUAUAUCAAAUUUUUGACAAGGGUUACCGGAUGAGUCUUCCAGAUCAUGUUAAGGAAAUAGUUGAAGUUGGCAUAGCCUUCUGUGAUAAAGUAGCUUUUGUCUCAGCCCGUUGCCUAAAGCCAGAGAUAGAAGAUAAAACAAUACUUCUGACUCGCUACCUUUAUAUUUUUGCAUUCACUCAGUCACAUUUACAGUGAACAUCUUUGAUCACAAUUUCCUUUUUUUUAAUGCACGUAAAACUGAGUAUAUGCAGACAAUUGCUUGUUUUCUCAUCUAACUAAUGUUACGGCACAUUUAUUUUUUUAAUUUCCGAAUCGAUAGAGUAUGUAACUAGGUUAUCCAUUAAAACACGUACGUUGUCGCAUUAUUACAUCAUAGAUGCAACCGUGAAGAAUCUUCACGAUAGAAAAUCACGUGAGUAUUCGGGUCAAAA
Molecule: messenger RNA, 2150 nt
Organism: Rhizophagus irregularis DAOM 181602=DAOM 197198
Lineage: Eukaryota; Fungi; Glomeromycota; Glomeromycetes; Glomerales; Glomeraceae
Source: RefSeq, a predicted model, not a curated record